Molecule: messenger RNA, 1272 nt
Organism: Cuscuta epithymum
Lineage: Eukaryota; Viridiplantae; Streptophyta; Magnoliopsida; Solanales; Convolvulaceae
Source: the annotation of a GenBank genome assembly
CCUUUGAGUUUUUCGUAGUCUCGAAAAUACAGAACAACCGCACUCGCAGUUCAGCUUUCACAACUCGGCUUUAGGGUUUCUUCUGGGAAAAUUAUGAGUUCAAGCGGAGCAGGCAAGGGUGCCGCCGUCGCCGGCAGAGGAAAGCCUAAGGCGGCGAAAUCAGUCUCCCGAUCAUCGAAGGCCGGGCUCCAGUUCCCCGUCGGUAGGGUUGCCCGAUUCCUCAAAUCCGGAAAGUAUGCCGAGCGUGUCGGCGCCGGUGCUCCGGUUUAUCUCUGUGCCGUUCUCGAGUAUCUCGCCGCUGAGGUUUUGGAAUUGGCCGGUAAUGCUGCUAGGGACAACAAGAAGACCCGAAUUGUGCCCAGACACAUUCAAUUGGCAGUGAGGAAUGAUGAAGAACUAAGCAAACUUUUGGGGAAUGUGACAAUUGCCAAUGGAGGAGUGUUGCCAAACAUUCACCAGAAUCUGCUACCCAAAAAGGCAGGCGGUGGAAAGGGCGAUAUAGGCUCUGCAUCUCAGGAGUUUUAGGGUUUUCUCCCAUUUGAGCCAUGUACAAUAGCCAUAUGUUCUCCGUACAAGUUUUUGAAGCUACUUAUAUCCCAUACAAGCAAAUGGAAUAGCUGUUUUGGGUUUAUAUUCAUGCUUCCAUUGUUGCUUGGUAGUUCCAUGUACUUGAAAGAUUAUAUUCUAAUGGAAUUACUUUUUUUCGUUUCUGUUGGUUAUCUUUGUUGAGGUCUGAUUGAAUGUUUACAUUAGUUUCAAAUGAGUUUGAUGUCUAUUCUCAUGAUAUACACUGCGACUUAAGUUUGUAUUUUCUUGAUGCCUCUUGGUAUUGGUGUUUAAAUAUUGAUGCCAAGAACUGUAAAAGUCUUUGGGCUGAUGUUUAGUAGUGUCAUGUGCAGAAAGGUGACUUCUUUGUUUAAUUUCAUGAUGACUCUUGAUCUUUUGGGAUUGGUGUUUAAAUGUUGAUGCUAUAUAGUUCUCAAGAACUGGAGGAGCCGUUGAGAAGCUUUUUAGUAUUGUUAAGAGCAGAAAUGUGGCUUCUUUGUUGAGGAUAUUGGGGGAACAUCUUUGGAAUGUGAUUUUUGUUUGAAGAUGAAACUCUGAGCGAGAACUGAAUUUGACAUCAAGCAGAAACAGAGUCAGCCAUCAUUUUCGAUCCCAAAAUCUCACGAAAAACGAAGCUUUGCCAAUUGCUCUAUCAUCCUGGUGCAGAAGUGCUGCUGCUGAGUAUGGUCACUAUAUGAGAAUCAAGAGAUUGUUUUGAGAGUCUGG